AGACUUCACAUUGCUUCUGCUAUCGAGUCAAUCAUGUCUGGUCGAGGAAAAGGAGGAAAAGGACUCGGGAAAGGAGGCGCCAAGCGUCACCGUAAAGUUCUCCGUGAUAACAUCCAGGGCAUCACCAAGCCCGCUAUCCGCCGUCUUGCCCGUCGUGGCGGUGUGAAGCGUAUCUCCGGUCUGAUCUACGAGGAGACCCGCGGUGUCCUCAAGGUGUUCCUGGAGAACGUGAUCCGUGAUGCCGUCACCUACACCGAGCACGCCAAGAGGAAGACCGUCACCGCGAUGGAUGUUGUCUACGCUCUGAAGAGGCAGGGACGCACCCUGUACGGCUUCGGCGGUUAAACCAUCUUCUCCCACCCUAAACCCAAAGGCUCUUUUAAGAGCCACCUAAAUACUUGUUGAAGAAUUACUCCUACAAAUAAUAGAUGUGUAUUUGCAAUGAAAAAUAAGCUCAACAUUUUUACACUUUCGAUGACUAUGUUCAAUAUCUGCCACACAUGAAAACUAAACUUUUUUUCUAAUUAGCUAUUAAGGGUCAAGUUCCGUCACCAAGUUGGCCUGCUCAACAUUAUCUCGUGUUUCCCCCUUGGCCGCCAAUACUAAUGACGGUCAAUGAUUGACACUCAGGCUAAAGAAAAAGUAAAACUGCAAUCAAAUGUAUUUAAGCUGUCUUGCGUAGGAUGUAGCUUAGAUGGAGACAGUAUACCCUAUUGAAAUGAAAGACCACCUUAAAAACGUCUAUCCAUUUUUCCAUUAAAUAUAUUUAACUCA
Molecule: messenger RNA, 774 nt
Organism: Gadus macrocephalus (Pacific cod)
Lineage: Eukaryota; Metazoa; Chordata; Actinopteri; Gadiformes; Gadidae
Product: histone H4
Exons: 1
Coding region: 34-345 (103 amino acids)
Biological process (GO): nucleosome assembly
Cellular component (GO): nucleosome
Molecular function (GO): protein heterodimerization activity; DNA binding; structural constituent of chromatin
Source: RefSeq, a predicted model, not a curated record